Sitodiplosis mosellana (orange wheat blossom midge) is the source of this 701-nucleotide messenger RNA. RefSeq lists its product as uncharacterized. Bases 179 to 556 code for a protein of 125 amino acids. The transcript is spliced from 3 exons. The record is from RefSeq and is a predicted model, not a curated record. NCBI's taxonomy places the organism in Eukaryota, Metazoa, Arthropoda, Insecta, Diptera, Cecidomyiidae.
ACUUUCCCGGCGACGUCAGAACUUGAAUGGACUUCAAUUGAUUGCGUCAACAGUUUUCAUUAAUAAUGGAUCCGAAAAUCAUACCGAUUUAGAUGACUAUCAUCACAAUUGAAUUGACACCAUCUCAAAGCUCUCCCUUGUGAUUACGAAUCAUUGGAUCGACACGAUCAAUACAACAAUGGUUGGUGAUGUACACCGUACAUGGGGAUAUAAAGACAAGAAGACUGGCCGAAUUACUGGUUUGUAUGGACAAUUGCAACGCAAAGAAGCGGACAUUGGUGGAACCAUAAUUUUUAUGACAGCCGAUCGAAUCGAUUAUCUCGACUACCUUUCAAUGACGAUUCCUUCAUCGAUUGCCUUUGUUCUGCGAUCUCCACCGAUUUCCUAUGUUUCAAACAUUUACUACCUACCAUUUACGGGAGUUGUUUGGAUUUGUUCGAUUUCUCUGGUGAUUCUGUGUACGAUUAUCAUUGCUUUCGUUUUGAAAUUCAGUUGGCCGCGCGACGAAAGCACCGAACAUCGAGAGCUGCGUCUAAGGCAAACUAUAUGCUACUAGCGCUACACUGAAAUACAUUUGCAUUGUACACGUAAGCGGUGGGAGUUCGAACUAUCAAAUUACAACAACAAAUUACACAGAUAGGCGCAUCCCUCGCCGAACAUUUAGAAGUAUCGGAUUUUUUUUUUGUUUGCUGUUGCAUCAU